UAAGAACAAGUCGUAGGCUUCAGACGUCCUCCGCACGUUGUUGAACUUCCACAUCCUGUCCAAGGCUAUCCUUUCGGUGAAGGAGAAUCUUCUGGCCAACAUGGACUUUAACGGCACAUGGCAGGUCUACGCCCAGGAGAACUACGAGGCCUUCCUCAAGGCCAUGGAGCUCCCCGACGAGGUCAUCAAGAUGGCGAAGGAUAUCAAGCCCGUGACAGAGAUCACCCAGAAGGGAAACGAUUUUGUGGUGACCUCCAAGACCCCGGGGAAAACGGUGACCAACUCCUUCACCCUCGGCAAGGAGGCUGACAUCACCACCAUGGACGGCAAGAAGCUCAAGUGCGUUGUCAACCUGGAGGGCAGCAAGCUGGUCUGCAAAACUGGCAAGUUCUGCCACAUCCAGGAGCUCAAAGGAGGAGAGAUGAUUGAGACUUUGACCAUGGGCCCCACAACUCUCAUCAGGAAGAGCAAGAAAGUGUAAACCUGACAGCGACACAUGAAAUAAAGUAUAUUUAAAUACAUUUAAAAA
This is a messenger RNA of Nerophis ophidion (straightnose pipefish), 529 nucleotides long. RefSeq names its product fatty acid-binding protein 10-A, liver basic-like. The transcript has 4 exons. Gene Ontology annotation, biological process: fatty acid transport. NCBI's taxonomy places the organism in Eukaryota, Metazoa, Chordata, Actinopteri, Syngnathiformes, Syngnathidae. Gene Ontology annotation, cellular component: cytosol; nucleus. Gene Ontology annotation, molecular function: fatty acid binding. Bases 101 to 481 code for a protein of 126 amino acids. The record is from RefSeq and is a predicted model, not a curated record.